Molecule: messenger RNA, 1688 nt
Organism: Pangasianodon hypophthalmus (striped catfish)
Lineage: Eukaryota; Metazoa; Chordata; Actinopteri; Siluriformes; Pangasiidae
Product: C-type mannose receptor 2-like
Exons: 6
Coding region: 71-1042 (323 amino acids)
Source: RefSeq, a predicted model, not a curated record
UGCAAGCAGUGAAGAUCUAAAACGGAGAAACAUCAGCCUUCAGAUUUUUAUAUUACAGCUACCGUUCAUCAUGAAGCUGAAUCUUGUUCUUCUCCUGUGUAUCACUAGUCUUCUUCGAAUUUCUGUAUCCAUCCUGAGAACCGUCCCUCACAAGUAUGACCUGAUUAAGGUACCGAUGUCGUGGUCCGCUGCACAGAAUUACUGCAGGAUGAUGUACACCGACCUGGCAACGAUCCUAAGUGAUACUGAUUGGCUAAGAUUGAAGAAAGAAGCAGCAAACAAAGGUCUGGCAACACAUGCUUGGGUCGGAUUGUACAGCGAUAUCAACAGCUGGCGCUGGUCCUUAAAUGACCUCCCACUGAAGAGUGUCACUUAUACCAAUUGGUACUCUGGACAACCUGAUAAUUAUGCUGGAAAAGAAGCGUGUGUUAUAAUGGAUGCAUAUAAUACAUGGUGGGAUCAACCUUGUACAGGAUUAAGACCCUUUAUAUGCUACAAUGCUAAUUUCAGUGGUGCUGACAAGUUCAUCGCCAUCUCUACUCCCCUGUUGACCUGGCCUGACGCUCAGGCUUACUGCCGAACACAUCACACAGACUUGGCCAGCUCUCUUAACAGCUCAGAUCAAAACAUGUUAGCGCAGGUGAGGAAUCGCCAGAGUAAUUCCUGGAUUGGGUUAUACAGAGACUUGUGGAAGUGGUCAGAUGGGACCAACGCUUCAAACCUCCCAUGGGCUCCUGGACAACCGGAUAAUUACGGAGGAAUUGAGAAGUGUGCAGUGGUUUAUAACGGACUGUUCGGUGAUACAACCUGCACCAGCCAGUACUAUUUCUUCUGUCACACCAUUUCCCCAAUGAGGAAUCAGAUAAUGAGACUGCAGGUGAAGUCUGAUGGGAGUGUGUUUGAUCCUGAUGUGCAGUCGUCCAUUUUAGAGAAGAUCAAGCAGAAACUGGAGGAAAAUGGCAUGUUGGAGAACACCUCAGUGACCUGGAAGGUGCAGCCAGAUGGAAACAUCUUCCACAAGAAAAAAAAGGAUGAUCUGUAAUGUAGAUUUCAAACCCAGUGAAAUUUUAUUUAACCUUCAACAUUAGCUUUGAUCAGUAGGGGAAGUCAGAGGAUUAGAUUAACCAGAAGUAGAGGAACAAUAAUAUUGUUUUAUUGCUCUAUUUGUAACAUGCCCACUUUGACUUUGCCACCUUAAUUUUAAAAUCAGUUUUCAAUGUUAUGGCAAAUAUUUCAUAUUUAAUAUGUUCAGCUUUUGCUGCACGUGGCCACUGGAGAUAAUCAAAGGAAAAAGUCAAAGAGGACGUGUUCAAAUACCGGGUUUAAUGCAUCAGUGUGUCGUAGUAAAGAAUAAUUCCUAUAGAUAUGAUAGAGAAUGUAAUAGAACCUGUAAAUACACUGUGUGUACUUUUAACAGUCAGAUAUAAUGCACUUGUCACUAUUGUAACGCUUGCUUAAGCGCUUGUGGGUGUUUUCGGGGCUAUAACUGAAAGUUUAGAGAAAUAAAACCCUCGAAUACUGACGAGCUCUUUUUCCCCACUUUAUUCUCCAUUCACAUCUCCCUCUCUUCUCCUCUCUUCUCCCCUCUGCCUUCCGCCCUGUCAGAAUAAAAGUCCUCAUAACAACAGGCACUUUAACAUGGGGCAUUUCUAACACAAAAAUAAAAUUGUGUUUAAUUUGUAACUCUU